Molecule: messenger RNA, 867 nt
Organism: Microthlaspi erraticum
Lineage: Eukaryota; Viridiplantae; Streptophyta; Magnoliopsida; Brassicales; Brassicaceae
Source: the annotation of a GenBank genome assembly
AUGCCAUUUGGGCUGUGCAAUGCCCCAGCUACUUUCCAGAGAUGCAUGACCUCCAUUUUUUCAGAUCUGAUAGAGGAGAUGGUAGAAGUCUUCAUGGACGAUUUCUCAGUCUAUGGAGCAUCCUUCUCCUCAUGUUUGUCUAACUUGUGCAGGGUGUUGCAGAGGUGUGAGGAGACAAAUCUAGUACUCAACUGGGAGAAGUGCCACUUCAUGGUUCGAGAAGGGAUUGUGCUUGGACACAAGAUUUCCGAGAAAGGGAUCGAGCUCGAUCGAGCUAAGGUGGAUGUCAUGUUGCAGCUUCCUGUUCCCAAGACUGUGAAGGACAUCAGGAGUUUUCUGGAUUUUGAGUUUGAUGAAGAAUGCCACAAGUCUUGGACCUUGCUGAAGGAUGCUCUGGUAUCUGCCCCAAUAGUUCAAGCUCCAAACUGGGAUCACCCAUUUGAGAUUAUGUGUGAUGCAUCUGACUAUGCAGUAGGAGCAGUGCUUGGCCAAAAGAUAGACAAGAAACUCAAUGUCAUCUACUAUGCAAGCAAGACUAUGGAUGAUGCUCAAUGCAAGUAUGCAACCACAGAGAAGGAGCUCCUUGCCAUCGUCUUUGCCUUUGAGAAAGUUUCGAAGCUAUAUAGUUGGGUCCAAGUCAGGCUGGAAGAAGUUAAGGCUCUGCGUGAUGAGAAUUUGCCAUGGUAUGCUGAUAUAGUGAACUUCAUGGUGUCUGGAGAAGUCCCUAGUAGUUUUGAUGCUUACAAGAGGAAGAAGUUCUUCAAGGAUGCUAGGCACUACUAUUGGGAUGAGCCUUACUUGUACAAGAGAGGACCAGAUAGCAUUUACAGGAGAUGCAUAGCUGAAGAGAUGUACAAGGAGUUCUAG